Linum trigynum is the source of this 3006-nucleotide messenger RNA. NCBI's taxonomy places the organism in Eukaryota, Viridiplantae, Streptophyta, Magnoliopsida, Malpighiales, Linaceae. The record is from the annotation of a GenBank genome assembly.
AUGGCGAGGGAGAGAGAUCAUGGAGUGGGAGAAGGUUCCGUUAAGAGGCAUAGAGUGGAAGAAGGUUCGUCUUCUGCUGGAGAUAUUGAUAACCCUCUAGUCCCGUACAAUGAUGUGGACGAGGAGGAGGACAAUGAGACGAGGGAGCAGAACAAUGGCGGUAUGGAUGGAGACGAGGGGGGAGUUGUUGUUGAUGAUGACGGUGAUGAUGAUGAUGAAUAUAAUGAACAAGAGGCGAGCAUUCAGAGGCGGAGGAAGCUACUGGAGCCUCGUGAGGACUGCCCUUAUCUUGACACAGUUAAUCGACAGGUGCUGGAUUUCGAUUUUGAGAAGUUUUGUUCUGUCUCUUUAUCGAAUCUGAAUGUUUAUGCGUGCUUGGUGUGUGGGAAGUAUUACCAAGGCAGAGGGAAGAAAUCCCAUGCUUAUACUCAUAGCCUUGAAGCAGGGCACCAUGUGUAUAUCAAUCUACAGACUGAGAAAGUGUACUGUCUUCCUGACGGAUACGAAAUCAUUGACCCGUCUUUAGAUGACAUACGGCAUGUCCUGAACCCGAGGUUUACCAGGGAACAAGUUGCACAGUUGGACAAAAACAGAAUGUGGUCUAGGGCUCUUGAUGGGUCUGAUUACCUUCCUGGAAUGGUGGGCCUCAAUAACAUACAGGGAACUGAUUUCGUGAAUGUUACGAUCCAGUCUCUGAUGAGGGUAACACCAUUGAGAAAUUUCUUUCUCAUUCCUGAAAAUUAUCAGCACAAUCGGUCCUCUCUUGUUCAGCGUUUUGGGGAGCUAACACGGAAGAUAUGGCAUGCUAGAAACUUUAAGGGACAGGUGAGCCCUCAUGAGUUCCUUCAAGCAGUUAUGAAAGCUAGCAAGAAAAGGUUUCGCAUAGGCCAACAGUCCGACCCUCUCGAGUUCAUUUCAUGGCUUCUCAAUACACUUCAUGCGGAACUUAAGACCUCCAAGAAGAAUAAUAGCAUAAUUUAUGACUGCUUUCAGGGAGAAUUGGAGGUUAUCAAAGAGAUUCCUAAGAAAGCUAUCACUGAAAAGAAAGAAAGUGGUGGUGGAAUUACUGAUGGCGAGACAGAACGUGGUGAUGCUCUCACGGAAAAGUCCAGAAUGCCAUUUUUGAUGCUCGGGCUGGAUUUGCCACCACCUCCUUUGUUUAAGGAUGUGAUGGAGAAAAAUAUUAUUCCACAGGUUCCUUUGUUCAACAUACUGAAUAAAUUCGAUGGAGAAACUGUCACCGAAGUAGUCCGACCUCACAUUGCCCGGAUGAAAUAUCGAGUGACCAGAUUGCCCCGAUAUAUAAUCCUCCACAUGCAACGGUUUAAGAAGAACAACUUCUUCAUUGAGAAGAACCCAACAAUAGUCAAUUUUCCUGUGAAGAACUUGGAACUGAAAGACUAUAUUCCUCUGCCAACUCCCAAGGAGAACGAGAAAUUGCGGUCCAAGUACGACUUGAUAGCCAACAUUGUUCACGAUGGCAAACCGAAAGAGGGUGUGUACAGAGUGUUUGUGCAACGGAAGUCCGAAGAGCUAUGGUACGAGAUGCAGGAUCUGCACGUCUCAGAAACACUUCCUCAGAUGGUUGCACUCUCCGAGGCAUAUCUCCAGAUAUACGAGCAGCAUCAGGAUUGGUUUUCGGGAAGAGAAGUGUUCGGAGAGACGAUGGUGACGAAGAGAGAAGAGAUUGAUAGGAGGGUGGUGGAUGGAGAAAGUUCCAUUAAGAGGCAGAAACUGGAGGGAGCUGUUCUUGUUGUUGAUGACGAUCAACAAGGGUCUAGUUUUCAAAGGCGGCGGAGGGGGCAACUGGAGCCUCGUGGAGACUGCCCUUAUCUUGAUACCGUGAAUCGCCAGGUGCUGGAUUUCGACUUUGAGAAGAAAUGCUCGGUCUCUUUGGAAAAAUUGGAUGUUUAUGCAUGUCUGGUGUGUGGGAAGUAUUACCAAGGAAGAAGGAAGAAUACCCAUGCUUAUACACAUAGUCUCGAAGAAGAUCACCAUGUCUAUAUCAAUCUAAAGACUGAGAAAGUGUACUGUCUUCCUGAUGGAUAUGAAAUUGAUGAUCCGUCUUUGGAUGACAUACGGCAUGUUCUGAACCCAAGGUUUACCAGGGAACAAGUUGCACAGCUGGACUUAAACAGUCGAUGGUCAAGGGCGCUGGACGGAUCUGAUUACCUUCCAGGAAUGGUUGGCCUCAAUAAGCUUCAGGGAACUGAUUUCGUGAAUGUUACAAUUCAGUCUCUAAUGACGGUGAGCCCUCAUGAGUUUCUUCAAGCAGUUAUGGAAGUCAGCGAGAAAAGGUUUUGCAUAGGCCAACAGUCUGACCCUCUGGAGUUCAUGGAAUGGCUUCUCAAAACACUUCAUGCUGCAAUUAGAACUUCAAAGAAGAAUAGUAGCAUAAUAUAUGACUGCUUUCAGGGAGAAUUGGAGGUUAUCAAAGUGAUAGAUAGUGAGACAGGAGGAGAUGAUGUUCUAAUGGAAAAAUCCAGAAUGCCAUUCAUGGUGCUGGGUCUGGAUUUGCCACCACCUCCUCUGUUUAAGGAUGCGAUGGACAAAAGUAUUAUUCCCCAGGUUCCUUUGUUCAACAUACUGAAGAAAUUGGACGGGAAGACUGCCACUGAAGUAGUCAGGCCUCACAUUGCCCAGAUGAAAUAUCGGGUAACCAAGUUGCCAAAGUAUCUAAUCCUUCACAUGCAGCGGUUUAAGGAGAACAACUUCUUCAUUGAGAAGAAUCCUACUAUAGUCAACUUUCCUGUGAAGAACUUGGAGCUGAAGGACUAUAUUCCUCUGCCGACACCUGGGGAGAACAAGAAAUCGCGCUCAAAGUACGAUUUGAUAGCUAAUAUAGUCCAUGAUGGCAAACCAAAAGAUGGUUCCUACAGAGUCUUUGUCCACAGGAAGUCCGAUGAGCUAUGGUACGAGAUGCAGGAUCUGCACAUCUCCGAGACGCUCCCUCAGAUGGUCGCACUCUCUGAGGCAUAUCUGCAGAUAUACGAGCAGCAUCAGUAG